GCCGUGCGGCCCUCAGCUCAACUCAUCCGCUGGCGGACAGGCCUCUUGGUCUGUGUUCCCAUCCUCGAUGUCCAGCAACAAGGUAGCUGAUCGAUGGUGCUUGUCAGAGCGGCAAGGCCAUCAUCUGCAAUCCAAUAGUGCAAUUGAUCUUGAACUUGAUGGUGGGACUGCAAGUCUUCAUCCAGAAAUAGGAGCCACAAAAGGUAAUACUCGAAUCAAAUGGAGUCCCCAAAUGGCUGAUCGAUGGUGCUUGUCAGAGCGACAAGGCCAUCAUCUGCAAUCCAAUGGGGCAAUUGAUCUUGAACUGGAUGGUGGGACUGCAAGUAUUCAUCCAGAAAUAGGACUCACAAAAGUUAAUACUCGAGCCAAAUGGAGUCACCAAAUGAAGUUGUUCCUUGUUAGACUCCUAAAAGAUCACGAUGUGCCUGGUUUUCGGACACAUAAUGCUUGGAGUAAGGAGGCAUGGAGAAAUAUUGUUUCUCAACUAAAUCAAAAGGUUGGAAGGUCUACAACUAGGAGAUAUGUUGAUGGCAUCAGAUAUCUUCAAAUGCAAGGAGAACAGGGAAGUUUUCUUGUCAUACUCUACUAAUGAACUAUGACUGCCUUGGCUUAAAAGAGAGAUUGCGUGUGCCCAAACAACCCAUCAAAAUUAGCCAUUGUGGUGAUCCACUGAGAUCAUAGGUUCUAUUUUAGGGAAGCUUUUGGUCUGUAGGUGUCAUAUAUUUAUGUUUAGUUGAAUUGGUCAUAGAACUGACCAUGAUGGUUUAGUAUAUUUUGGUAGUUAUGUUGAGAGGCUUUUGGUUAGGCAUGCAUGAAAAUUUGUAGUACUAUUGCAACUUUGAAGUCCAAGAAUGGUACUACAACUUGCAUGUCAUAUUUCAAGUACAAGAAUGGUAGCUGGACUUGGAUAACAUAUUACAUAUUCUAAGAUCUUUGUGAUACAUACUGUGCCCACAUUUGUUGUGCUAUAUCUUCUCGCUUUUGAUUCCCGGCAUCUCUAGAGUAAUUAAAUGCAUGUAUGUCGUUAUGAUACUUGUGAUCUCCACUUGGCACAUCAACAAAUUGUUCUUGAUCAAUCUCCACAGCAGUAUUCUCAGGCCAAGAUAGAUCUCCAUUAUGCAAAUGUAUGAAAUUGUGCAGCACACAACUAGCAACUGAUAUGUCAAUUUGUUUGGUAACAGAGUAAUGUGAAGCCACUCUCAGUAUCGGUAAUCUCAUUUUUAGUAUACCAAUAAUCCUCUCGAUAUGGUUUCGGAGUUGUGCAUGUCGUAGGUUGAAUAAUUCCUUAUGAUUUCUUGGCCUUUGACGAACUCUCCCUUGUUCUUGCAAGUGGUACCUAGUACCGCAAUAUGGAGCCAGAAAUUGUGGUGUAUUUGCAUAACCAGCAUCUACAAGGUAAAAUUUUCCGGGGGGUACUUGAAACCCAUGGUUAACUGCAUCUUGUAGGACUCUUGCAUCUGAAGCCGAUCCCUCCCAACCAGCAUGUACAUGCACAAACUUUAAAUCAAAACCGCAUGCUACCAUAACAUUUUGUGACAAUGUUUGCUUCCUAUUGCGAUAUGGUUCUUGCUCAUGAACAGGUAAUUUCAAUGGAAUAUGUGUACCAUCUAUAGCGCCGAUGCAGUCC
Molecule: messenger RNA, 1627 nt
Organism: Triticum aestivum (bread wheat)
Lineage: Eukaryota; Viridiplantae; Streptophyta; Magnoliopsida; Poales; Poaceae
Exons: 5
Coding region: 68-589 (173 amino acids)
Source: RefSeq, a predicted model, not a curated record